CUCGAAGCAAAGCAGAACCUCGACUCGGCUCGCUGACCAUGAGAAGUAUGAGUGCACGGCGGAUUUCCUGACCUGAAACGAAAAGACGAUGAUAGAUCUACGAACACGCUCGUUGUUUCUUCACCACAGCCUGCCUUUGAUCAGAACCCAACACAGACACAAGAGCAGCCGACGGCGUCAUGCCGGGGCUACCAGCGACUGUCGACCUCGAUGAGUGCAUCGAGAGGCUGUACAAAAAGGAACUCCUCAAUGAGCUCGUCAUAGAGGCCAUAUGCGCGAAGACGAAGGAGCUGUUGAUGAAGGAGAGCAACGUGGUGCACAUCCGCAGCCCCGUCACCGUGGUCGGCGACAUCCACGGCCAGUUUCACGACCUGCUUGAGAUCUUCCGGAUCGGAGGAAAGUGCCCGGACACAAACUAUCUAUUUCUCGGCGACUACGUCGACCGCGGUCUCUUCAGCGUCGAAACUAUCUCGCUCCUCAUCUGCCUCAAACUUCGCUACCCGAACCGCGUGCACCUGAUUCGUGGCAACCACGAAUCCAGGGGCGUCACGCAGUCGUACGGCUUUUAUACCGAAUGCAGCCGCAAGUACGGCAACGCCAACGUCUGGCACCACUUCACCGACAUGUUCGACUACCUUACUCUGUCCGUCGUCAUCAACGACGCCAUCUUUUGCGUGCACGGGGGCCUCAGUCCCAGCAUACACAGCGUGGACCAGAUCAAGGUCAUUGACCGAUUCAGGGAGAUUCCCCACGAGGGUCCCAUGGCGGACCUUGUGUGGAGCGAUCCGGACGCCGAAAGAGACGAGUUCUCGCUCAGCCCAAGAGGGGCAGGCUAUACGUUCGGAGCGCAGGUCGUGAAAAAAUUUUUGGCCGUGAACCGCAUGGGGCACAUUCUACGAGCGCAUCAGUUAUGUCAGGAGGGCUACCAAGUCCUCUACGACGACAGGCUCAGCACAGUGUGGAGCGCCCCAAAUUACUGUUACCGAUGUGGGAAUCUAGCAAGCAUACUUGAGGUCGAUGACAUGGGAAAGAGAUUCUUCAACGUAUUUCGAGAAGCGCCAGACAACGAGGAGGCGAGGAAAGAGCAGCAAGAGUUGCAACAAGGUACAGCCAUCGGUCCAAGUCCCCCUGACUAUUUCUUGUAAUGCUUCACCCGUCCGAGUGUCGUGUUUGGAAGUCAUUAGCAUCAACCUUGGAACUUUUUUGAUUUUGGAAAAAUGGCCCCCUGUUGGCUGAGUUUGCAAGUGUACGAUAUGAGCGGUAGCACGGACAAGUAGAGGCAUUCUAUUGGUCAAACAUGUUUCGUGAUUUCGAGCUUCAGUGUCUGUAUAGGGAAGGAUCGUUAUAUGUUAAAGCAAGUCGUGCGGUAGUGUUUUGGGGGCCUGAUCUAGCCAUAGUUUGCUUCACUUUUCUCGAUACCGGAGAGAUACAUUUGCUUGCGCCGGGUUUCGAAAACGUUGAGGGAAAAAAUCACCAAUCCUUCUUAAUUUUGAA
Verruconis gallopava is the source of this 1494-nucleotide messenger RNA. RefSeq lists its product as uncharacterized. The coding region runs from base 180 to 1145 and encodes 321 amino acids. The transcript has 3 exons. Gene Ontology annotation, cellular component: FAR/SIP/STRIPAK complex. Lineage: Eukaryota; Fungi; Ascomycota; Dothideomycetes; Venturiales; Sympoventuriaceae. Gene Ontology annotation, biological process: peptidyl-serine dephosphorylation. Gene Ontology annotation, molecular function: protein serine/threonine phosphatase activity. The record is from RefSeq and is a predicted model, not a curated record.